This is a messenger RNA of Dreissena polymorpha, 1911 nucleotides long. Its product is annotated as fos-related antigen 2-like. Gene Ontology annotation, cellular component: nucleus. Gene Ontology annotation, molecular function: RNA polymerase II cis-regulatory region sequence-specific DNA binding; DNA-binding transcription factor activity, RNA polymerase II-specific. The record is from RefSeq and is a predicted model, not a curated record. NCBI's taxonomy places the organism in Eukaryota, Metazoa, Mollusca, Bivalvia, Myida, Dreissenidae. The transcript has 4 exons. Bases 294 to 1070 code for a protein of 258 amino acids. Gene Ontology annotation, biological process: regulation of transcription by RNA polymerase II.
AUCGCUCAGUUUACAACUAGUACUCCUGCUGUAGAUAGUUCAUGGUUAAUAUAAGUGUUAGUGUACCAGUGUCAAAUCGUUGUGCAAUAUUUAUUCAUUUUUACUAAGCAAAAGUGUCAAUGUUAUGUGUGCACAAUAUAUCGAUGAGAUUUAAACGUGCAGUGCAUUGUACAAAAUAAACGUUCGAUAAUAUCAUUCCGCACAUAUUCGUGAGGGUAUAUAGUGGAAAAUACAUAUUAUUUGCUAAAUAAAUCAGCGGACAUAACGCAUAUAAAGCUGAUAUACCAAUCAUCAUGCUUUGGAACACGAUGAGCGACCGGCUGUCCACCGAAAUGCAUGAAAGCAUCGUUUCAAUCGACCCCCAUCUCAAUCCACGCGUAAAACAGGAAGUCAAGAGCCACGUGCUUAGCUCGCGCCGGAAACGGGGUCUAUCUGACAUAGACAUACAGGAAAAAAUGCCGAAGGUGGAACAGGAGCUGACCCCUUACGAGCUGGAUAAGAAGGAGCGGCGGAAGGCACAGAAUCGCCGCGCAGCCGAGAAGUGCCGGAAGAAAAAGCAGAAGGAAAACCAGGAGAUGGCGAAGUGUUAUGACGAAGAAGUCAUUAAGAAUAAGAUGCUACAGGACGAAAAUCAACGUCUCAGGCAGGAAAAGGAAAUGUUGCAGAAAAUACUGGAAGAGCAUCAGUUCAUGUGUCAGCGAGCGAUUUCUCCCUCCCCAAACAACACACCGGGGUUCGAAAACAAGACGAACUUUGAUUUCACCUUCGUGUCUUGCGCAACCGGAUAUCCGGCCCCGUGCCAGUCCGGCAUCCCACGAGAAACGACUACCCCAUUUCAAAUGGAGGAAGAGCCGGAUGUGUUUCAAGGGAAUGACUUUUACCCGACGACGAUCUUCGCCGACCAAAUCAAAUCGGAAGUAGAUUGCAACGCUCCAUCAUGUGCCGUUGCGAACUUGUCUUCCCUCCCAGAUCUUGGUGACUUAGAUUUCAUGGGCAUUUUGAACCCCGUAAGUCCAGAAGAAAUCUGCCAAUAUGGGCGUCAGAGUAUCAGUGACUUUCAGGACAUGUAGCACGAUAGAUAGCUGGGUUGUGGAACAUCAGGGAUGUAGAAGGGGGCUUGAGUGGGUGUUGUGUACAGGGAGUUAAAGGGGGGGGGGGGGAGCUGCGAGGACGGUGCUGUUAGGUUUACUCGCUCGUAGAGACGAUGUGCAUUAUUCUGCUCUGUGUACAAACAUUUCAUGGAAAAUUUGAUCGUGUAAAAAUCAUAUUUUGUUUUUCUAUCUGAAUUUAAGUGGUGGCUAAAAGCCGGUUCAGUUGUGUUUUGACGCACAAUUAUCCAACUUACAUCAUAAUUAAAUAUCUUUAUGCAAUGUUAAUGGUUUAUACGAACUCAUGAUCUAUACAAAUGUUCUGUGUUCCAUAUGUUCCAUUUAUUGGUGCAUUUCAUUCAUCCUUCGUAUAUCAAGUUAAAGACCGCAGGGAUUAUAUCCAAAUAUUCGUCAGAAUCAGUGUUCGUUCUCCCCAACGGGCACGUGCGUCUUGCCUCGCAUAUGCAUGCACUGUUAAGCGCAUAUCCACACAUGCGUGUGCGAGCCUGUGUACGUGUGUGCGCGUCGGGAUACAUGGGAACUAAAUCAGUUUUCUAAUUGAUCUCAUGAACUUAUUUCUUUCAGAAAUUAUGUUUCAUCUUAUUGUGAUUCGACGAAACAUUGUUGUUGAUUGUAUAACUGUGAUCGUAUUACAUUGUAAAUAUGAGAACUAGGCUGUUGUUGUUUAACGCUGAAAUAGACCGGGUUAUUUCAGUAGGCCUCUAAUUUGUUUUGACAGUUGAGUAUUAUAUUUUCACGCAUUAUCUAUUCUUGUCUUGUCCUAUUGUUAUAUUUGACAAGAUAAUUGUGAAGGUUAAAAGAA